Manihot esculenta (cassava) is the source of this 3602-nucleotide messenger RNA. Its product is annotated as U-box domain-containing protein 33. The record is from RefSeq and is a predicted model, not a curated record. Gene Ontology annotation, biological process: protein phosphorylation; protein ubiquitination. NCBI's taxonomy places the organism in Eukaryota, Viridiplantae, Streptophyta, Magnoliopsida, Malpighiales, Euphorbiaceae. Gene Ontology annotation, molecular function: ATP binding; ubiquitin-protein transferase activity; protein kinase activity. The coding region runs from base 198 to 2558 and encodes 786 amino acids. The transcript is spliced from 9 exons.
UUUAACUGGACCUGAAAAGUCUCACCCACAGCCACAAGGAAUAGGAAGGGAAACUGCUUGGAAGUUUUCUUUCUGGAAAUUAGUUAAUUAACUAUCUCAUAUCUUUCUCAAACGCUUCAAACUAUCAUAAUUUUUCUACUUCUGGCUAGUUCCGACAAUUUCACCAACUGGGUAUUACUUCUAAUUGAAACUUGUUAAUGGCAACUCGGGAUUCUGAGACAUCAAGAGAAUCAAUGUCCCAAGGGGAAGAUGAUACUGUAUAUGUGGCUCUGGGAAAAGAUGUUGAACAGCAAAAGUUGACUUUGUUAUGGGCAUUAGAGAAUUUUCCUGGAAAGAAAUUUUGCAUUCUUCAUGUUCAUCAGCCUUCAAAAACAAUCCCCUGCGUUGGCGGAAACUUUCUUGCCAACAGGGUUGAUCAACAAGAACUCAAAGAAUUCCAAGAACUUGAAAGGAAGAUAAUGCACAGAAUCCUGGAGUAUUACCUUCUCCUGUGUCACCAAGUUGAAGUCCAAGCAGAAAAGCUAUGUAUUGAAAUGGAUGAUACAGGGAAAGGGAUUGUGGAGCUCGCAUAUCAGCAUGGUAUCAAGAAGCUUGUUAUGGGAGCUGCUGCUGACAAACGCUAUUCAGAGGACAUGGCGGAUCUCAAGUCCAGGAAGGCAAAAUAUGUCCAACAGCGGAUUCCUCUUUGCUGUCAAGUUUGGUAUGUCUGCAAGGGAUACCUCGUACACACAGGGGAAGGUGAAUUGACAUGCUCUUCUGCUAAUGCACUUGGUCACCAUGAUUCUGCUUCAUCAGAGAGAAUUGACGAGACUGGUCUUGAGUUAGAAUUGUGUGAAGUGCCUCAAUCAGAGGAAGAUAUUCAUUUACAUAAUCCUGAUGCAUUGGAGGAGAGUAGUACUAAUCAGCUUUAUGAACAACUGGAGCAAGCUUUGAUGGAGGCUGAAAAGUUUAAGCGAGAAGCAUUCGAAGAGUCCCUCAAGCAUUGGGAAGCUGAAAAAAUCGCCAUUAAGGCUAUUCGCCGGGCUAAAGCGUUAGAAAGCUUGUAUGCUAAGGAGUUGAAGCUCAGGAAAGAAUCUGAGGAAGCACUAGUGAAAGAAAAAGAAGACCAUCAAAGGACAAAAAAACAGUGGGAUGAAGAUCGUUUGAUUACCAUGGAUCAGAGACUGUUACAACAGAUCCAGUCUUCAAAUUUUGAUAACAAGAUAAAAGAAAUGAACGACGAAAUUCUUACUGCUGUAGAGCAGUGCAAAGAAUAUAAGAAAGAAAGAGAUGAGUUGGAACUAGAGCGUGACAUAGUUCUCAAAAUAGCUGAAGAGAUUUCAAAAUUUCAGGCAGGAGAUCUCGAGAUUGACAUAGCACUAAAAAUAGCUGAAGAGCUUUCAAAAAGGCAGGCAGAGGAUGCCUCAGCCAUCCAUAUGGGUCAGUUUCUUUCUGUCUUCUCUUUGUCAGAAAUCAAGGAAGCAACUCGCAACUUUGACCCAUCAUUCAAGAUUGGGGAAGGUGGAUAUGGAAGCAUAUAUAAAGGUGUUCUCCGUUACACGCCUGUGGCUAUAAAGGUGUUGAACCCAGAUAGCAUGCAAGGGCCAUUGGAGUUUAAACAGGAGGUUGAGAUGUUGAGUAAAUUGCGGCAUCCAAACCUGGUGAUUCUUAUUGGAGCCUGCUUGGAAGCUUUUGCUCUAAUCUAUGAAUAUUUACCAAAUGGAAGCCUUGAAGACCGACUGAGCUGCAAGGACAACAGUUCCCCUUUGCCCUGGCAAGCUCGGAUACGCAUAGCAACUGAGUUGUGCUCUGUUCUCAUAUUUCUUCAUUCCAGUAACCCCCACAGCAUUGUACAUGGAGAUCUAAAACCUGGAAACAUUCUUCUUGAUGCUAAACUCGCAUGCAAACUCAGCGACUUUGGAAUCUGUCGAGCACUUUCUCUCCAGGAAAAUUCAAGGAACAGGACCCUCUAUCACAAAACUGAUCCCAAAGGCACUUUCCUCUACUUGGAUCCUUAUUUCCUUGCAACAGGAGAAUUAUCUCCCAAGUCAGACACUUACUCAUUUGGAGUUAUACUGUUACAGUUGCUAACAGGGAGAUCAGCCUUUGGCAUUGUAAAGCAAAUUGGAGAUGCACUAGAUGAAGGAACUUUGAGUUCCUUUUUGGAUCCUUUAGCUGGGGACUGGCCAUUUGUGCAAGCGAAGCAAUUGGCUCGCUUGGCUUUGAGGUGCUGCUCAAUGAACCGAAACAGCCGACCAGACCUUGCGAUAGAAGCUUGGAGGGUGCUUGAACCCAUGAGAGCAUCUUGUGGAGAUUCAUCAUCACUCCAGUUUAGCUCUCUAUGGCGUCAACAGUCUCCUUCAUAUUUCUUGUGUCCCAUUUUACAGGAAAUGAUGCGAGAUCCUCAUGUGGCAGCAGAUGGAUUUACUUACGAAGCAGAGGCAUUGAUAGGAUGGCUGGAGAGUGGCCAUAACACUUCGCCAAUGACAAACCUGGAGCUUCAACACUUCAAUCUCGUCCCUAACCACUCUCUUCGUUCCGCUAUUCAGGAAUGGCAGCAAUUCUCCAGAUCCUCUUGACUUCCAAUAAGCUACCAAUCCAUUGCUGCUCAUGAUUUAUUGGCAGUUUGAUUUAGCAGUUGAAUAUGGGGCAUAUGUACAUAUCUACUUACAGAAAUCUUAUAUUACCCUAAUAGAUAAAUAUUAAAUUAAUCAACUGAAUUUAUGGUUUGAAAUUCGAGUUUCAUUUGAAUAUUUUAAAAUUAUCUUGAUUUUGAUAUGAUUUUAAAUUUAAUUAUUUAAAAUUUUGAAAAUUGAUUUUAGUUCCAAAUUAAAUUAAUUGAUUCAAUAUAAUUUGAAAUUAAAUUAAAUUAAUUUCCAUUUGAGUUAUCUAAGUCUGAUAUGAUUCUAAAGUGAUAGGACAGUGUAUGGCCUGCAUGAUUUUCUUUCUUUUUCUUUUAGUUGACCUAAACAGCUUGACUUGCUAAUCUUCUUCAGCAUACAAUAAGGGAAGGGCUUUAUAUUAUAAGUUAUCUGUGAACAGGGUGGAUCCCACCUGAUUAAUCACCAUCAUCAGAGCUAAGGCUAGGAUGUGGAUCCGGCAUUAAUCCACACGUGUGAUCCCACCAUUACAUGUGGAGCAAGUGUGAAGACAUUUUAUCCAUGUGCGGGUCCCCUCCUUUUUAGCUCUACACUAUACUCUACUGCCGUAUCAUCAACGAAAGUAUACUGCUCAAAUGAGACGCGCUCCACUCCAAGUUGAGCCUCGUGUCAUCAUUCUAUUGGAUUCAAGAACUUAAGACUUCCCAUGUUUGACUUUUCGUAUUCCUCCUUCAGUUCUUGGCCAAUGGAAUUUUCGCUUGUGAAAAGGUUUACACAUACUUAUCCCAGCUGAUAUUAACUCUUUCAUAAUUAUUAUUUAAUUUGUAUUCGUACGGCGCAUACGGACCAUAUUUACCUGUUUAGGCUGUAGACGGUAACCCUCGAAUGCAAUUAAAAUACUACCCCACGCGCUAAGCCCUUUUACAACCACUUUCGGGGAGUUGGGUGGGUACAAUCACCAACCAUCUUCCACCCUCUUCUAACUCGUUGCGGAACGGUCAAAGCACGCAAGAGAGGAAAAAC